Messenger RNA from Pocillopora meandrina, 3033 nucleotides. The record is from the annotation of a GenBank genome assembly. Lineage: Eukaryota; Metazoa; Cnidaria; Anthozoa; Scleractinia; Pocilloporidae.
AUGAACAGCUGCUCCAAAGUGCGUGACAACUUAACACGUAUAAAGCCUACAGAAGACUGGUUAUCGGAGAGCCGCCUUAAAAGAUGCCUUACAACCUUAGAUCUCACUUUUUUAGGUGUGGGCUGUGUGUUAGGUGCUGGCCUGUACGUGGUCACAGGGGAAUUAGCACGUGACAUCGCUGGGCCCGCUGUUAUUAUCUCCUUUUUCAUUGCUGCUGUUGCUGCCGCUUUGUCUGGGAUUUGUUACGCGGAGUUUGGAUGCCGUAUUCCCAAGGCCGGCUCCGCCUACAUGUACUCGUAUGCGACUGUUGGAGAGUUUUGGGCGUUCGUUGUCGGUUGGAACAUGAUUCUAGAAUAUGUCAUCGCUGCUGCAAGCCUGGCGCGCGCCUGCAGCGAGUAUAUCAACUCAUUUGCUCAGGGUUAUAUAUUCAAGUUCUUUAUGAACGAUAUAGCCACAUGGAACGUUUCUGGCCUUGGAAGCUUUCCUGACUUCUUGGCAUUCACACUGGCCUUGGCGGCUUCUUUUAUUGUCUCGCUGGGAGCACAAAAAUCAUCUCUUGCGAAUAAAAUCGUAACCUUCGUAAACUUAGCCGUCAUCUUGUUUAUUAUCGUUAUUGGAUUUUACUUCGCCGAUGGGGAGAACUGGAAACCAAAAUUUGCCCCGUACGGGUUUCGAGGUACUCUAGCAGCUGGGGCAAGCUGCUUUUUCGCCUUCGUUGGAUUUGACGUCAUAGGAUCGGCGGGAGAAGAAGCUAUCAAUCCCAAGCAUUCGUUACCCUUCUCUACCAUUCUUACUCUUGUGAUAAGUUUCUUGGCGUAUUUUGGAGUCGCAACGGUGCUUACAUUAAUGAUACCUUAUCAAAAACUGAGCCACUUUGCUCCUCUGGCUGAGGUUUUUGUUCAACGUGGGUUGAGCGGCGCCAAAUACGUGGUGGCAAUAGGUGGGCUCUGUGCAACAAUGAGCUCCCUGGUGGCCAACUCAUUCGCAGGCCCACGUAUUGCAUACUCCAUGGCGUCUGACGGAUUGUUAUUCAACUGGUUUGCGCAUGUGCACGAGAAGACAAAGGUUCCAGUUCGUGCGGUUUUGGUUGAAGGAAGUUUAGCUGCAAUCCUUGCUUUACUUCUUGACGUAAAGCAACUGGUUAGUUUCUUAAUUGGAAUUAAUUUCUUUGAAUUUUUUAACUGAAAGCAAAUUCGAGUCUCGCGAGAGCUGUCUAAACAUGAUUCACUAGCGAAGCUGUCGAAGUAUGUUACUAUUAACAUGACAGGUAAUUUAGUAGAAGUGGGUGUAUUCCCUAGAAUGGAAUUUUGGACUGAAUUUGAAUUAUUCUCCGCAUGGUAACUUUUUUUAGCAUUAGCAGCGACAACGCCAAUCGUAGCUUAGAACAAACACCUAAAAAAUGGAAAACGUAAAAAAACACGGUUUCCAUUUGAACGCGUUGUGGUUCCACAGAGAACGUUCGACAUUUACUAAGAAAGAUACUGAGGGAAAUUUUAAUUCUUAAAAUAUCUUUCUGUAUCAUAUCGCUGGCAUCGUUCGUGAGCAAUAUGAAGCAAAUCCUGUGUUCUGAUUGGCAACCCAACUGGGCAUCAUGGACCCAUCUUGCCCACUUGGGAUUGCCUGCCUCGAUCCUGCGCUAAAAAACGUCGCAUGGAGCAGACUUACAAAGUUCGUAAUUUGUGGACAAUAGCGGCGAUAGAGUCACAAAAAGCGGCAAAAGACUGUCAAACCAAAGAAAACAUAAACGACUCUUGAGGGUUUAUUUUGCUGCAAACACAAUAAGCUCUCUCUCCCGGCUCUCAUCAUUAAAUCUUUUAUUAAAACAAAGCGAGAUACUUUCGAUAUAUAGAUACAAUUAAUCCUUUGUUGACCAAGCUUGUUCGGUCAAGGUGACUGGACAUUAGGCUAGUUCCUUUUUCGUGUUUCUAUAGACUCGACUUCGUCUCGAUCCAUGGAAACGCAAAAAGAGAACUUGGCCAAUAUCCAGCCAUCUUCACCUCACUCUUGGUAUGUCAUUUUCAAAUGUAUUUUUAGGUGGAGUUGUUGUCUAUCGGUACCAUAAUGUCGUACACCAUGGUAGCUAUUGCUGUGUUGGUGACGCGUUACACUCCUGGAGUACAAACCGUCAAAUAUGACGACGACAGAACCAAAGAAAGGACCCGAAAAUGGCUUCAGUCGGUCUGCUGCCGUCCUGGCGAGACUGAGGACAAAGAUGGUGCUAGUCACGAGGUUACCUACCAACGAGUCGAAAGCAACGAUGAGGAGUCGUCAAAUGUAACAACAGAACCAGACAGUACGACAAGCUUCCAUGCACGUGUUGGUGCAUUCUUGUUGACUGUAUCCAUAAUGGCCCUAAAUAUCUGCCUUACUCAGACACAGUCAUAUCUGAGCUCGGGGGAGGUCUGGGCAAUCAUUCUUUCCUGUAUCUUCGGUUUAAUGAUCGUCUCAUCUUUGACGUUUAUCAUCAGGCAGCCUAGAAAUUCUGCCACAUUCCCUUUCAUGGUUCCAGGAGUCCCGUUCAUUCCUGCCCUUACGAUAUUUGUCAAUACUUUGCUUUUGGUGACGCUGAAUCAUUGGACGUAUAUAAGGUUUAGCAUUUGGAUGUGUCUAGGUAAGUAAUUGAAAAUUGGUAUGAAAUGUUUGAAUGUUAGCCUCGAGGACUGGGUCGAGUAGAAGAUGAGGCAACCUCGUCCCCAGGGCGCCUUUUCUCUGGCAUAGCACUCUGGCAUAAAUUUUGCCCACAUGAAAAGUUGAGUUUCUUGAUCUGUCGACCAACUUCUCUUUUUUUUUUUUUUUAUUUCCGGAUUAGUUUCCUGUUUUUUUCUUGGUGUAUACUUGUCAUGGUUGCAAACGUUCCAGUGUAAAAAGUUGUUAUUGUUCAUUCCAGGUUUGUUGGUGUACUUUUCAUACGGUUACAGUCACAGUUUGGAAGCCGUUAGACCGUCUGAGAAAACAGAAUCUCAGUUCAUCCUGACCCAGACUCCAGACUUUGGUCAAGAAGUUGAAGAAUAUGCACCACCACAUCAUCCAUAA